Molecule: messenger RNA, 858 nt
Organism: Meloidogyne enterolobii
Lineage: Eukaryota; Metazoa; Nematoda; Chromadorea; Rhabditida; Meloidogynidae
Source: the annotation of a GenBank genome assembly
AUGCUCGAUGACGAAUAUUGCGCUAUCCCCCCUAGACGGGAAGUAGCAUUGGUUGGGCUAAAUGACAAUAUUGACGACAAAUUUCUUUUGCAGCUUUGCAAGAAACUGACGCAUUCAUCGACUACAAAUCUCUCAACACCUUCAAACGAUGGAGAGGGAACUACUUCAUUAUCAACUUCCUAUGUUUCAACUGUUGGCAUUACACCUCUUCAAAUUAAAAUUUUGCGUCAUCCAACAACUGGAAGCCAUUUGGGAAUGGCAUUAAUUGACUUUUAUAGUUGCAGAGAUGGAAAGCUUUUCAUUUUACGUCAUCAUGGCCGUCCAAUGAUGGGAAGAGAAGUUCAAUGUUUCUUUGACCCUUUUGUUUAUAAACUUGGAGAACUCUACAAAUUACGUGUUGGCGAAGAAUUGGAACUCCCUGAGCGUUAUAGAUUUAUUUUCAAUGAAAAAACUAUUCAACAUAUUCGUGCACUUUUAGCGCAAAAAUACAAGGAUGAAGAUGGUGAUGUAUUGAAAAAGACUUGGACAAAUUUGGAAAAUGGUGUCUCCUCAAAGGACAAAACUACAUCAAAUAAAAAAUCUGGCAAUAAUAAUGCUACUUCACCAUUAAAAAAUUCAAAACAACGCGAGCAUCGACGUAGUAUUAAAGAGGAUUUGAAGAAAACACCAAUAGCUUCUACACAAGAUGCUCCUCCUUUGCAAGUUGUACCAAAAAAUGAUGUUUCUGAAGCUUCAUCUGUUGUUGUGGAUGCAAAAGGUUUUUGUUGUUUACUUUUUAAAAUUUUUCCUGUUUCAGAGGGGAGCUAUAGCCCGGAAACCCCCUGUUACGCCCUUGCAUUAGAUUAUUUCUUUUAUUAG